Messenger RNA from Eupeodes corollae, 1172 nucleotides. RefSeq names its product 28S ribosomal protein S35, mitochondrial (gene mRpS35). Bases 119 to 1111 code for a protein of 330 amino acids. Gene Ontology annotation, cellular component: mitochondrial small ribosomal subunit. NCBI's taxonomy places the organism in Eukaryota, Metazoa, Arthropoda, Insecta, Diptera, Syrphidae. The transcript is spliced from 2 exons. Gene Ontology annotation, biological process: mitochondrial translation. The record is from RefSeq and is a predicted model, not a curated record. Gene Ontology annotation, molecular function: structural constituent of ribosome.
UUUUUCCGAGCUUUGACAGGUCUUGCGUGAUUUCUUUUCGUUUUCGGGAGAAACAAGAAAUGAAGAAGAAUUCAAUUUAACAAAAUAAAAUAAAAAGAUUUAACUUUAAUUUUCGAUAAUGUCGUCCCUAACUCGUCUAAUCGAACACAACCUACGUUUGACAGGAUCUAAAUAUUCUUUUUAUCAAGCUAGGUUGUUGUCAUCCCAGGCCACAGAAUCUUCAACAAAUGAUGCCGAGGAAGAAUUCCGUGUGUUGAAUCUACGUGCUGUCAGAAAUGUUGCAGCCAAAAGAAAACCAUACAAGAAAGAUCCAGUUCCACCGCCGAGAACUCACAAAAUGGCAACAGAUCAAGAUUGGACAGCCGUCUGGCCAGGACCAAGAACAUUUCACCCCGCAUCAGUGCCAUUGCCAAUCAGGCAGGGAUUCACUGAGAAAGGCGCUCCCGCACCUUCGAAGUUUGGCAACGCAGAAAUAAUGAAAAUUCCCAAUUUCCUGCAUCUAACACCACGCGCCAUCAAACAACAGUGUGAGGCUCUGAAAAGGUUCUGCACUCCAUGGCCAAAAGGCUUGGAAACUGAGGAGAAAUGCAAGAAACAUUUUCCAGUCGAGGUAAUCUAUGGCGACUAUGUUCAUGGGCUGCCUACAAUUCGCAACAUUGAAGCUCGUCGAGUUACUUUGAAGCUGAAAUUGUCAACACUGAAGUUCGAUCAACACGCCAAGGACAAGUUCUUGCGUCUCAUUGGAAAUCGAUACGACCCAGAAACAGAUGUCAUAACCAUCAUGACGGAUCGUUGUCCGUUAAAGAAACAAAAUUACGAUCAUGCAAUGUAUCUACUUACGGCCUGUUAUCACGAGUCGUUCGUGACAGAACCAUGGGAAGCCACAAAGUCUGAGGCAGAUAUGGAAACUUAUUAUUUUAAUCGAAACAAAUCGAAGGUGUCUGCUGAAGCUAUUCUCAAUUGGGGUAAACCUGAGGACGCAAAGAAGACGACUGCUAGCGAAGGAUUUGCUAAGAGUGUUGAGAAUCUAAUCAACGAAGGCGAAAACGAGUACAACAUUCAGAAGUAUAAAGACGAAGUGAAACAAAUGCUUGGCAUUGUCAAAAGUUAAAAAUGUUCGAAAAUAUGUUAAACCUUUUUCAAUAAAAUUAUCGAAAGUUAAAACCAGCAAA